Manihot esculenta (cassava) is the source of this 1208-nucleotide messenger RNA. RefSeq names its product trans-resveratrol di-O-methyltransferase. Gene Ontology annotation, biological process: methylation. Gene Ontology annotation, molecular function: S-adenosylmethionine-dependent methyltransferase activity; O-methyltransferase activity; protein dimerization activity. The coding region runs from base 4 to 1095 and encodes 363 amino acids. Lineage: Eukaryota; Viridiplantae; Streptophyta; Magnoliopsida; Malpighiales; Euphorbiaceae. The record is from RefSeq and is a predicted model, not a curated record. The transcript has 2 exons.
CAAAUGAUGGAGUUGGUCGGCGGAGAAACCGUAGAUGAGCUACUUGAGGCUCAAACUCAUAUAUGGAAUAAUACAUUCCACAUUUUCAAGUCCAUGGCUCUAAAAUGUGCAGUUCAACUAGGCAUACCAGAUGCUGUUAACAGCCAUGGCAAAGCCAUGACUCUUUCUGAGCUAGUUGCUGCUCUACCAGUCCACCCCACUAAAACACACCAUUUCUAUCGUCUUAUGCGUCUUCUUGUUCACAUGGGUUUCUUUACUUUGCAGAAAACUGCUGAUCAAGAAGGCUAUUUGCUUACCCCAGCCUCUCGUCUUCUCCUAAAGGACAACCCUUUAAGCACCAGCUCCUUUGUAUUGAUAGCGCUUGAUCAAGUUCUCUUAGAAACAUAUAAUUGCAUGAGCACUUGGUUCCAAAAGGAUGAGCCCAAUCCAUUUGUGACAGUGUUUGGAGAGCCACUUUGGGAAUAUGCAAGCCAUGAAGCUAGAGUGAAUAAUUUGUUUAAUGGAGCCAUGGCUAAUGAUAGCUCACUGAUUGGCAAGGCAGUGGUUGUCAAGUGUAAGGAGGUAUUCCAAGGGCUGAAUUCACUGGUGGAUGUUGCAGGUGGCACUGGGAAUAUGACCAAGGCUAUUUCUGAUGCAUUCCCGGACUUGAAAUGUACUGUGUUGGAUCUCCCUCAUGUUGUUACUGAUUUGGAAGGCAAUAAGAACCUCAAUUUUCUUGCAGGAGACAUGUUUAAGGCUGUUCCUCCUGCAGAUGCAAUUUUACUGAAGUGGAUAUUACACGAUUGGCCCGAUGAAGAAUGUGUGAAGAUACUGAAGAAUUGCAAAGAGACAAUUAGAAAAAAUAAAAAUGAGGAGCAGACAGGGAAGGUCAUAAUCAUUGACAUGGUGAUGGGAAACCAAACAUGGAAUAGCACUAAAGAUGAUGAUAAUAUCACUGAAGCACAGCUACUGUUUGACAUGGAAAUGAUGUGUAGUGUAAUUGGUAAAGAGAGAAAUGAAAAAGAGUGGGCAAAGCUAUUUUUUGAUUCUGGAUUUAGCAAUUAUAAGAUAAAUUAUGUGUUAGGCUCCAGAGCUCUCAUUGAGGUUUAUCCUUAAUUAACAAUUAAUUAAUAAUUAAUUUACAUUGCUGUUUGAUUUCAUGUAUUAUAUAAGGAAAUAAGAUUUCAAUGCUGAACUUCUUGGAGAAUAAAGAUGAUGGGUGUGAUUUG